AAACCAAAAUUCUAAAUUUUAUAAAUAAAUAAAAAUAAAAAUUUAGUGAGAGAAACCGAGACGAGAAGCAAUUUAUUUUGUUUGUUUUAUUUUUUAAUUUUCUAGAGAGAGAAACAAAAACCAACGCACAACAAAAACAUAAUAAUAAUAAUAAUAAAGUUUGGUUUUUGUUUCGGUUUUGAGUUGUGUUGUGUUCAAUGGUUGAAUUGGGAAUCGGAAUCUCAUUGGCUCUGUAAUGAUGCGAUCUUGGGUUUGCUGAUUUGCUUUGGCCGUUGAUUUUGGUUACUUGGGGUCAACAACAAGGGACAAAAGGGAGAAAUGAAUGGCGGUGAAGAGGUUCGCACGGCUGCUCCACCGCAGCCGUUGGAGUGGAAGUUCUCUCAGGUCUUCGGUGAGCGAACCGCAGGGGAAGAAGUCCAAGAAGUGGUGGAAUCAAUAUAAGGGGGUUUCAUCAUCUAGUACUUAGACAAGAAUGAGGAUUCUAAUCUGGUUGCGACAUCACCAAGGAAAAGACAAUAGAAGCAAUCUAAAGUAAUGUGGAAUAGAAGUCAACGACAGUGGGGCACCAAAAGGAAUGGUUACAAGAUUUGAUCCAGGAGCUUGAACAAUAUCACAAUUACCAAAACAAUCGUGGCUCAAGUAUUAAGUCAAGACUAUGAUUCCAGAUUUCAUUGGAGGAUAUAGCCCUAGAAGACAUUAAUGACGAGAUUAUUUAGUUGAUAUAAUAUCAGCAAUUGAAUUUGACAAAUCUGGUGAUCAUCUUGCUACUGGUGACCGUGGGGGGCGGGUGGUUCUCUUUGAGCGAACAGACAAUAAGGAUCAUGGAGGAUGCAGAAGGGAUCUGGAGAGAAUGGAUUAUCCAAUAACUAGGCAUCCUGAGUUUCGUUACAAAACAGAGUUUCAGAGCCAUGAACCUGAGUUUGACUAUCUAAAGAGCUUGGAAAUAGAGGAGAAAAUCAACAAAAUUAGAUGGUGCCAAACAGCCAAUGGUGCACUGUUUCUUCUUUCUACUAAUGAUAAAACCAUCAAAUUUUGGAAGGUACAGGAAAAGAAGGUCAAGAAGAUUUCUGACAUGAAUUUGGACCCUCUAAAAGCUGUAGCAAAUGGAAGUGUUGCUAGUUCAAGUAAUGCUAGUAGCCCUAAACCAUAUCUUGCAAAUGGUGGAUGUCUGGACAAAUCAUCUAGUUCUCUGAGCAAUGAAUUUUUCAUUCCACCUGGGGGCAUUCCAUCACUACGUUUACCAAGGGUAAUAACUAGCAACGAGAUUAGCCUAAUGGCUAGAUGCCGAAGGGUAUAUGCCCAUGCUCAUGACUAUCAUAUCAAUUCUAUAUCAAACAAUAGUGAUGGUGAAACAUUUAUAUCAGCUGAUGACCUGCGCAUCAAUCUUUGGAACUUGGAAAUUAGCAAUCAGAGUUUCAAUAUUGUUGAUGUAAAGCCUACAAACAUGGAGGAUCUAACUGAGGUGAUAACAUCAGCUGAAUUCCAUCCCACUCAUUGUAAUAUGUUAGCAUAUAGCAGUUCAAAAGGCUCCAUACGGCUUAUUGAUUUGCGACAAUCGGCUUUAUGUGAUUCUCAUGCUAAAUUGUUCGAGGAACAAGAGGCACCUGGUUCUAGAUCAUUUUUCACAGAGAUAAUUGCUUCGAUGUCAGAUAUUAAAUUUGCAAAGAAUGGAAGAUAUAUACUUAGUCGUGAUUACAUGACUCUUAAGCUAUGGGAUAUUAACAUGGAUUCAGGUCCUGUUGCAACCUUUCAGGUUCAUGAAUAUCUAAGACCUAAGUUGUGUGAUUUAUAUGAAAAUGAUUCAAUCUUUGAUAAAUUCGAGUGUUGCCUUAGUGGUGAUGGAUUGCGAGUAGCUACAGGUUCUUACAGCAAUCUAUUCCGUGUGUUUGGUUGUGCUUCAGAAAGUACUGAAGCAACAACUUUGGAGGCCAGCAAAAAUCCAAUGAGGAGACAAGUUCAAACGCCUUCAAGGCCUUCCAGAUCCCUUAGCAGUAUAACACGUGUUGUCAGACGAGGAGCAGACAGUCCUGGAGUUGAUGCAAAUGGAAAUUCUUUUGAUUUCACCACAAAGUUGCUCCACCUAGCAUGGCACCCAACUGAAAACUCAAUUGCUUGUGCUGCUGCAAACAGUCUGUAUAUGUACUAUGCAUAAAGAUGGUACAAGGAGAAAUGCAUUUCUUGGUUAGUUAACUUUUUUGGGUUGCUGUUGGAGAAGGCUUCUUUUCCCUUUCCCACCAACCAGUGAAUCGGAGGCUACAUAAAACUGUCACACUUGCGCAAGUGCUCCUUAAAUCUGUAUCACAUGCUGUAGUAGGAAGGUCUUUAAAUGGCUGUCAAAGAAUCCAUGAGGAAGUUACCUGAUUUUGUUCCCGGGUGGGCAGCUUGAUUCUCUUUUCACUUAAUCCCCUUCCCAAGUCCCAAAAUUCCUUCUUCCUUUUUCUGUUUUGCACAUCUUCUUGUAAAAUAGAAGAUGCAGUUAAGUUUUAUAAUUGUGUUGGCCCUUAGUCAAGAAGAAAAUGUAAUUGUACCUCUCCUACAACAAAAACUAAAAGAUGUUCAAUAUUUGCCACUAGGUUUAAGGUAAACGUAGUGUUUUUUUUUUUUUUUUUCCUUUUUUAACAGAUCUUGGUGGGAAGGAGCUGUUGAAAACUUGCAGUGCUCAUUUUUUUAUUGAUUCUUUGUCAUGUUUGGAACAUAACCCCUUUGUUCAAAUGUAGCUUUUGUUUUUCUUCCUCCUGAUUCUUUGUCAUUAGGUAUUUCCGAGUGACUUCUGACCCAAAUUUUCCAGGCUUCUUCACGUCUUUGGUGGGAUGUGCAUUGGUUCUGAUAGUUUUAAGAAUUAUUGCUUCUGUGUUUGCUUUUCUUGUUCAUGUUUCGAUCAUAACUAUUGUUGUCCCAGAAAACGAAUAUGUAGAUAUGCACUGUACCAUUGUAAACUUGUACUCGAAUUUUUUUUUUUUUCAUUUGAAGGGUAGCAUUACUUUCGAGCCAUGAUAGGCCAUUGCUAAUAUAACAAGGAAAUGAUGUUGUUACCA
Messenger RNA from Mangifera indica (mango), 3035 nucleotides. Its product is annotated as serine/threonine protein phosphatase 2A 55 kDa regulatory subunit B beta isoform-like. The coding region runs from base 851 to 2152 and encodes 433 amino acids. The record is from RefSeq and is a predicted model, not a curated record. Gene Ontology annotation, molecular function: protein phosphatase regulator activity; protein binding. The transcript is spliced from 15 exons. NCBI's taxonomy places the organism in Eukaryota, Viridiplantae, Streptophyta, Magnoliopsida, Sapindales, Anacardiaceae. Gene Ontology annotation, cellular component: cytosol; protein phosphatase type 2A complex. Gene Ontology annotation, biological process: peptidyl-serine dephosphorylation.